This is a messenger RNA of Aspergillus fijiensis CBS 313.89, 1385 nucleotides long. RefSeq lists its product as uncharacterized. The record is from RefSeq and is a predicted model, not a curated record. Lineage: Eukaryota; Fungi; Ascomycota; Eurotiomycetes; Eurotiales; Aspergillaceae. The transcript has a single exon. Bases 480 to 911 code for a protein of 143 amino acids.
AUCUUGUGCAGUAUCAAUCGAUCUGGGGCAGCGAAUACUGAACCAAUACUGGCCUGGACCAUACGACCUAUUGGACCUGGACAGGUUUCCGCGAUGUACUAUAUUCUCUAUCUUGCAAGUAUGUAGAUACUCUGUUUGCAAUUCGUCGAACAAGGUCUCGUUCGGUCCCUUUGUGCCUUCUAUGAUUGGAUCCAAAGGGUCACCGCUUCGGAUGACCCUCGCUGUGCUUCCCAUGGAUGGCCGUCGUGGUGGUGGCCGUUGUUUUGCCUCAUCUGGAGCACUACUGCUAUGCACGUCAUGAAGGACAGAGGUUCCAGCAGACCAUGGCUACCUAGUGAGGACUUGGUUUCAAGUUCACGCAGCUAUGAUCUGCUCACUCUCCUAAAAGUCCGAGGGGGUGGCAGCCUGGGACCUUUUUUUUUCUUUCCCCGUUUCCUUUAUGCUCAUCGGUUUCCCACACCGUUCAACGUCCAAUAACCAUGUGUACAGGUCUCUGCCGACGGCGCCGCUGGCCGGAACCUCUCUACGAAUCAUACAGCGGCGCUACCGGGUAUACGUGCAUUGUCCGAGUCAACAACCGCGAGUACCAGACGGACGCCGUCUAUGAAUCGGACACCCUGGCUCGGGAAAAUGCAGCGAUGCGGGCCUACCUGAUUUGCCGCAACUUCUCCGUCAACGACGGCAUGUACCCUGCCGGGCACGACCACGGCGGUGUCAUCCAGGGCAUUCCAGUCGCCAUUGGCACCGGACGCAAAGUCCGGUACGGGGUGGACGACACGGACACCUCGACCAGUGGCGAGAGCCGAAGUAGUGGCGGCAGCAGCAGCCCGGAGAGCUAUGGAGGGGACCGGAUCGACUGCGACCGGCAAUCAGCGAUGGGCCCGUCUCGAGCGUUGGCGUUUAGUCGGUAGGCUGCUUUCUUAAGGGAGGGAGGAGGCGCGGGGGAGGGGAAAGGUCUAUAGGCGCACACUGGCCGUGCCGGUACCCAGAUAAUAAGCUUGUUCUUGCCUUGGCUUUUACAAGAGUUGAGUCAGGGAAACAGGAGCACAAGAUGAGAUGGAAGAUCGGCUUGGCUUUUGAUGACGAUGACUUUAUGAUUUUAUGACACGAACAACCCGGAUAUCCGAUAGAUCGAAGCGUCUCUUUUUUGUUUGGUUUUGGUUUGGGUCUUGUUGCCCCCAUCUGAUGAAUGUGAUGAAUGCUCAUUGUGGAAGAAUGGAUUGGACGGAACUUGUCUGCGGGUGGGAUCACACAGGAACCACCCCGGAUGGGAUGAGUGCGUGUACUGUGUAUGUUUUGGAGGGUUGCAUUGCGGUGGCUAGCGGUGUCUUUUCUGGGAGGUGGCGGUGUGCAUUGUCGGACUGUCGGACUGCGACUGAAUGUGA